Messenger RNA from Coccinella septempunctata (seven-spotted ladybird), 2773 nucleotides. It is a transcript of the gene Plekhm1, whose product is annotated as sorting nexin-29. The transcript has 10 exons. NCBI's taxonomy places the organism in Eukaryota, Metazoa, Arthropoda, Insecta, Coleoptera, Coccinellidae. The coding region runs from base 686 to 2674 and encodes 662 amino acids. The record is from RefSeq and is a predicted model, not a curated record.
GGGUUCUGUGGUACUGAAUGUAAAAUGGAGUAGCAACGUAUGGUAAACGAAAACUGAAAAGAGAUUUGUUACUCUGGUAAAAUCUUCUCGAUAACUGAAUAGGGAGCGCAUUUUGUGCCCUAAUGGCCUAUUUCUCUUUUCUUCCUAUCAAUUUUCAGUAUUUUGAUUAUUAAACUGAGAAGAAUCUGCUCACGGACUCGAUCGAAGUAAUAUCAAGAAAGCGUUAUUCUUCCUAAACAAAGGGUGUUUCCAUCCCCCAUGGCUUAAUUCAAUGUGAAUUUUCCCGAAGAAACGAUAGAUGUGAAUUAAUGGUCCCUUGAGAUACCAAAUUUAAAUGAUUCCAGAGCAGGGACAGAAUUAAAAUGAACGACUGGUGUCAAAAUGAUAAUUUGUCAAGAAAAAUUUGUCAAAAUGGAGUGUCGUGUGAGCUGGCUGAAAUUUUAAUGAAUGGAACGGAUCGGAUUGAAAUGGAUAUGCAAUUAGACUAACAGAACGAUCUGUUAUGAAAAAGAAUCCUCAAUAUAUUGAUCCACUAGGAUGUAUGGCAUGGUAAUGGCCUCACCAAUCAAGUUCCUAAUGAGGCAUCGAAGGCGCAAUGGAGUUCUAAAAGAGUUUAGUCUUCCUCAUAUUAUGUUACCUGCCUGCACUACUGUUCAUGUAAAGAUUCAAAGCAUUGAAAUUUAAUAUGAAUAAGCUGCUGAGAACUGUUCGCAUAAACAAUAAUAGAGAUGAAGUCAUUAAAAAAUCUAUAGUAGAACAGCUUUCGAACAGUGUGAAAGAGCUACAAUAUAGUGGAAUUGAAGAGAAUCGUUCUCAACAUUGUAUCAAUCCUACCGAAGCAGCAAAUCAGCUUUGUACAAUAAUAGAAGCUCUUUUUCUACAUGGACUCAAAGACUCGCUGAAAUAUCGGUUCCAAAAAGUAAUAGCAGAUGUUGAUACCAGGCCUGAGCCUAAUUUCUGGGCUCCCCUUCUUGUUAUUUCGCACAAGGAAAUCAUCGAUCAGAUAAUGAAAUUAUCACAAAUUACCACUGAAACAGGCCAGUGUCGAGCUUGGAUAAGGCAAGCUCUUAAUGACUGCCUGUUGUCAUCAUAUCUUCUAACGAUGAGACGGGAAAGCUCAGCAUUGAAGAAUUUCUAUAGAAUUGGGGCAUUUAUUCGUGAUAGUGAUCUAUUAGAUGUUGCUCAAAAGUUGAUUGAAGGUUUUGAAGGUUUCAAAACUGUAACAUUACCUUGCAAUUCAAGUCUGUUGAAUACCUGGCCACCUUCUAGUCUUUAUUUGGCUGGAAUUUGGGCUCCAACUCUGAAAACAUGCCCUUUGGCUCCUUGUGAUGAUGUUGCUCAGUCAAUUGAGGUAGCAGCAAUGCACAAGGACAAUAUAUCAGAUUCCAACUCCCUGAGUUCUGCCAUGUCUGUCACAUCCCAGAGUUCAGGGUUUAGGCAAAUGAUGGCUUUCAAUGAGGAUGAAGUACUAAAAAUGAUCUUGACAAAAGAUCAAAGUAAGCCUUCCUCUAAUAAUAUAAGCCCAAAAGAAACGAGGACACCCCCAGUUAUUAACCAAGUCAGGCAAGAAAGUAUUACUGAAGAGAAAGUCCAAUGCAACUUUGGAAAUUCUCUGAAUAGAGGUACUGGGUGGUCAUUUGAUGAAAAUUUUGAUACAGAAGGAAUUGCUUCUGCUUCCAACGAAUCACCAGUGAAGGGUAUCGAAGAGCAAUCCUCAUUAGAGGAAAGUUUUAACGCUCUUGUUGAUAGUUAUAAUGUUAUUGGGGGAGAUUAUAUAAGAACUCCAAAUUUGAAAGACGUUUGGCAGAAAAUAGAUGAUAUGCAUAUCAAUGUGGUGCUAGAUGAGAAACCUGUAAAUAACAAUGAAAAUGGCCCUAAGGAAACUGUUCCAAAUGUGGCUACAUUGAAAAAUGAAUCCAAAGCAUUGGCUGUACAGUUGGGAGAAAUAUGCAAGGAAAAAGGAUUGGACAAACAGAAUUUUGAAUGUUUUGGGUGUAGAGCCCCAUUUAUAUCAGACCAGAAAAUAAACCUUUGUGCCUUUACUGGAGACUACUAUUGUGAUAGCUGUAUGAGUGAUAAAAGUAUUCCAAUCCCUGCUCGAAUUAUACACAACUGGGAUUUCAGUCCUUACCCAGUUUCCCAGAGAUCCUACAACUAUAUUAAUGAAAUCAAAGAAAAUCCUGUUAUUGAUUUCAAGGUUUUAAAUCCCUUCAUCUAUGGUGUAGUCAAAGAAAUGGCAGAACUACAAAACUUACGCAAUCAACUUAACUACCUACGAGCGUAUCUUUAUACUUGUCGAGAACCUAUCAUAGGAGAACUACAAAAACUGCUUUAUCCAAGAGAAUACAUGUAUGAGCAUGUCCAUAGUUAUUCAGUGAAUGACCUUUCAGAAAUAUCUAAUGGGUUAUUAGUUCAAUGUAUUCAGCAGGGCAUUGAUUUUGGAAAAGAGCAUGUUAACACGUGCUGGUUGUGUAGCCAAAAAGGUUUCAUUUGUGAGGUAUGCAAUAAACCCAAAACCAUAUUCCCAUUCGAUGUAGAAAAUGUUUAUAUUUGUAACUACUGUAAUGCUGUAUACCACAAACAUUGUCUCACAAAACAUAAACCCUGUCCAAAAUGUAGAAGAAAGAAGGAAAGAGAAGAUUUAUCAUCGUUGCUAUCUGCAACUCUCGAUUAAUUUCGAGAUAAUUUAAUUUUCAACCUUUCUUGUGUUGGUAUGAAUGUUAUUUAUUUGCAGUUUCACUAAUAAAUUCUUAAUAAAAGAAAUGUUUUUUGA